Messenger RNA from Glycine soja, 1927 nucleotides. Its product is annotated as ammonium transporter 3 member 1-like. NCBI's taxonomy places the organism in Eukaryota, Viridiplantae, Streptophyta, Magnoliopsida, Fabales, Fabaceae. The transcript is spliced from 3 exons. Gene Ontology annotation, biological process: ammonium transmembrane transport. Gene Ontology annotation, molecular function: ammonium channel activity. The record is from RefSeq and is a predicted model, not a curated record. Gene Ontology annotation, cellular component: plasma membrane. Bases 196 to 1656 code for a protein of 486 amino acids.
UCAACGUGGAGGAUCACCUUUUACUUAGACAAGUAGAUGGAAUCAGUAGGGAGAUGCAUCUUCUCUUAUAUCUUAAAAAAUACGUAAUUAUUAUUAGGAGCCAGGCGUACACUUGAAGUAUGAAUAAAAAGACACACCAAAGAUACCAUUGUUAAAAGUUUGGGCAGCCCUAGGCACAAAAGAAAGUGGUGAUUGAUGGCUACUCCUCCGGUGAAUUCGUUGCCAAUAGCAUACCAAGCAUGGACAAGCCUGGGAGUCCCAGAUUGGUUGAACAAAGGAGACAACGCAUGGCAAAUGGUGUCAGCCACCUUGGUUGGGAUUCAAAGCAUGCCGGGCCUCGUCAUCCUCUACGGAAGCAUCGUCAAAAAGAAAUGGGCCGUCAACUCUGCCUUCAUGGCCCUCUACGCUUUUGCGGCGGUUAUCAUCUGUUGGGUGGCGUGGGCCUACAAGAUGUCGUUUGGGGAGGAGCUGCUGCCGUUUUGGGGCAAAGCCGGGCCCGCGUUGGGCCAGAGGUUUCUGAUAAAGCAGGCGGGCCUGCCCGCCACGCCGCAUUAUUUUAGAAACGGUGGUGGUUUGGAGACGGCGGAGAUAACGCCGUUUUAUCCGAUGGGUACUAUGGUAUGGUUUCAGUGUGUUUUUGCGGCUAUUGCGGUUGUUAUAUUGGCUGGGUCGGUGCUGGCUAGGAUGAACUUCAAGGCGUGGAUGAUGUUUGUGCCGCUUUGGCUUACUUUCUCUUACACCAUUGGGGCGUUUAGCUUGUGGGGUGGAGGGUUCUUGUUCCACUGGGGCGUUAUGGACUACUCUGGUGGUUAUGUUAUUCAUCUCUCUUCCGGGAUUGCUGGCUUCACUGCUGCUUAUUGGGUGGGGCCAAGAUCGAAGAAGGACAGAGAGAGAUUCCCGCCAAACAAUGUGUUGCUAACGUUGGCGGGGGCAGGGCUACUAUGGAUGGGAUGGGCAGGUUUCAACGGCGGAGAUCCGUACGCGGCAAACACGGACUCGUCGAUGGCGGUGCUUAACACCAACAUUUGCGCCGCCACCAGCCUCCUCGUAUGGACGUGGUUGGACGUUAUUUUCUUCAAGAAACCCUCAGUUAUUGGAGCCGUUCAGGGCAUGAUAACUGGCCUUGUUUGCAUCACUCCCGGAGCUGGUCUGGUUCAAGGAUGGGCUGCCAUAGUGAUGGGAGUUCUUUCAGGCAGUGUCCCAUGGUUCAGCAUGAUGGUAUUAGGGAAAAAGCUGAAAUUGUUUCAAAUGGUUGAUGACACCCUUGCUGUGUUCCACACUCAUGCUGUGGCUGGCCUUCUUGGAGGCAUACUCACUGGCCUAUUUGCCGAACCUCGUCUGUGUGCACUCUUUCUACCUGUCACCAACUCCAAAGGAGGAGUCUAUGGAGGCCCUGGUGGAGUCCAAAUCCUUAAACAAAUCGUGGGAGCUUUGUUCAUCAUUGGGUGGAACCUUGUGGUCACUUCAAUUAUUUGUGUGGUUAUUAGUUUCAUAGUUCCACUUAGAAUGACAGAGGAAGAGCUUCUCAUUGGAGAUGAUGCGGUUCAUGGGGAAGAGGCUUAUGCUCUGUGGGGUGAUGGAGAGAAACUUAGCAUCUACAAAGAUGAUACCACUCACCAUGGAGUUGUGUCUAGUGGUGCCACUCAAGUGGUCUAGAUGAUCGAGGAGUUGUACUUGAAUUGAAUCAAUUGAUUCUUUGUUGCUAAUUUGUGUCAUUCCAUAAUGUUUCUUUAGGAUAUAGCUGUUGAAGAAAAAGAAAUCUGAUUUGUUCUGUCAUCUGUGUUUGUGUUAAUUAAUGCCUGCAAUGUUGAUUUUAUUAGUAUCAUCUUAGCGCUUUGGUCUCAGACUCUCUGUUUAAUGAUUUCUUCACAGAUAUAAAUGUACCAAUGGGCAGUCUUGGUAAUUAUGUAUUUGAGAAUUGAGCUUA